ACUAUGCUACAUAUCUGAGUCAUUCCCUCAGACAUUCUGCCUUGUAUCAGCACUUCCUCAUUUAAAGCAGGGACUGGAUUCUAGCACUGCAUUUGAUUUUCAGCCCUCUCGAGCAAAGUAUCAAGAAAAUCUACAGAGACCCAUCCAGUGGAUCAUUUGUUACCUUACACGGAGUUUGGAAACUCUGAAGUGCAGCCAUCAGAGGGCAGAAGUGGUGUCACUGAUGUUCCGCUCUAAUCAAGGAAUCAGCUGUAAUGCUCCGACUCUGAAAAUGAUGGCUAACAGAAAAAUGGGCACCCAUGUCAGGUGCUGAAAAUGCCACCAGAGCCUCAUGACCUGCUGCUACGGAGGGAGCUACUAGACGAGUCCUACAAGAAUAACACUGAUGCCCCAAACCCUUCUACCAUGUGUUGGAACGGAAGACAGAGGCCACAGCCCGGAACUGGCUUUUCACUUUGGGUGAUCUAGACACAUUUGGUAGCAUGAAGCGUGAGCAAUAGCAGCAGCUGCCAAAGCUCUGUCCAAAGUCUAGAAAUCUCCAGAAAUCCACUUCCAAAUGAGAGGUUUCCUAUGGUUAAGAGCCAGCUGGGGACACUGCCAAGUUCCGGUAUGGACUGCUGAAUCAUCAGCACUAUCUCAGAGAAACCAGAUCUGGAGUUUUAUUUGCACAUUCACCUGUGCAUGCCCUGAAAGCCAGAUACCAAGGGGAAGCCAGCACAGAUAAAGGAGUGCAUGCUGGUGGCAUUAAUGAAGUGACAGGAUUCACAGAGAUUGGGACAGUGCAAAAAUGAACAGGGAACAUAUUCUCUGGAUACCCUCCUACUUACUGCUGUGUUUUUUCCCUGGUGCCGUUCCCCACACAGUCUUGUGCCAUGCAGUCAGCGGAGACACCGUUAUUUUGCCCUGUGCCAUUAAAACUCCUGGAAAGUUGGCCAUUUCCGAUUAUUCGAUAUACUGGCAGAUAAACUCAUCCUUGGUAGUGCAUGUUUUUUACAAGGGGAAGGACCGGCUCACAGAGCAGUCCAGAAGAUACCACAAUAGAACCAGGCUCUUCUUGGAUCAGCUGGAGCAUGGUAACUUUUCUCUGAUGCUCUCUGGAGUUGAGCCAACUGAUGAAGCUGUGUAUACCUGCAUCUCUAGAAACAGAGUGACCGGAGCAAGGAAGACAUAUGUGAAACUCAACGUCUCAUCUCCAGAUAAUCAAUUAACGGAAAGAAAUGUUAUGCCUUCUGGUCAUAUGGACGGUUUACCAAAUUGUCCUGGUGAUACAAUGGAUGUGGAUAUUCUUGUGUUCUGUUCUCACUUUCUUAUGGUGUUGGUGGUUUGGAUCUUGUAACUGUGAGAUCAGGGUUUUUAUCUGCAAACCUAUUCUGGUGAGGGACUUUCAGCAAAGCACUCAUCUGUCAGGACUGCACAACUACUAUUCUAGAAGCUACAAAAAAACAAGGCAUCACCCCUUGAAAACUGGUCUUCUGUUAGGCACCUAUAUCCAUAGUUUGGUGUUCAAAAAAGAAACUUGGUUUUUUUCAGAGGCACUGGCCAUCUACAGGACCAAGUGGCUUCACUGAGAGGUGCUAAGCCUGGUUUUAUCACCCACCUUCAGAACCUUAGCUGUAGGCCUUCAAGUUUGAAAAUUCUAGCCAUGCAAUUUUCUUGUAUUUUUUAAUGACAAUUUUGAACCCAGCUAAGGUUCACAGUGCCAACAGAUUAAUGACAAUUAUACUGCCAAUGUGAUCCUUCAGAUAAGAUUGCAUGUGCUUCACAAAAAGGAGAAGUGGAAGUUGGAGAAAGCAUAGCCACAUUGUGCGUCAGAGAAAAAGUGGAAGUAGUAGGGAUGUCUGCCUUUGUGAAAAAUCAAGGGUGGAAAUAUUGUGACAUGAAAUUGGAGGCUGUGAACUAUGGCUCUUCCUUUUACUCCUGAAUAUCAACUGCAUCAUCAGUACAAAGAAAUGACCCAUUCAGUCAGUCAAAGGAGAAGUUGAUGGCAGAGGAUGUUUAAAAAAAAAUAAAAAGCAAUCCCGGAGGAAGUGCGCAACAUAUGACAAAUAAACCAAAGACUUUGAAACUGAUUUUUCCCCUUCUUCCCCCAAAGAAAAUAAGUACAUUAAAUGCAGCAAAAGGACAAGUAUAGAACUCCUGUACUACUUGGGUUUGGGUAUGAGCAAUUCUGCAGCCUUUGGAUAUGGAGUCACUAAGUUCUCUAGUUUGUGUUCAGCACUUUGCUUUCCUUUUUUUGUUUUUUUGUUUUGUUUUUGUUUAAAGUAUCCAUGUUUAAGGAGCAAAAUCUAUCAUCCCUCCCCAUCUGGUUUGCAUUCACUGCCUUCCUCCUUAAACUGUGACACACAGCCAUAACUAAAGAUGUUGUCUUGACAUUGUUAAAGUUGAAACUUUCUUCCUACUGAUAAUACAAAGUACAGUAUUUCUUUGUCCAUUGCAACUACACUAUUGUGUGGCUGUGAACAGACUAAGGACUCUCUCACCAGGUUGGAACAGAGAGAGAGAGUGUGACACAAUGCCAAUGCAGGGUAUAGAUACAUAGCAAUGUAAGCCCAGGUUUCCUGCUUUACACCAAAGCCCCCUUGGAUCCACAUACUAUAGAUGUUAACCGAGGGCUCAAACCUAGGACAACGGGUGUUAACCUAGGGUCCUAGGACAUUGGAGAGUUGGAGAGUCCAAGCCCAUGUUAAGCUGGAACCUAGGGUCUAAGCCCUGUUGCUUUCCUAUGUGCAGUGCACAUGAUCCCAACUUGACAUGGGCCCUGGAACGCCUCUGCAUGUAUCCCAGAGUUCUCUGGGACAACUUCCUUAGUCAGUCCUUUGCCCACGAUCUGUAGCACAGUCUAUUGCAAACAGAUCAGCAUAACCCUACCCAUGUCUGAACACUGGUCUUCAAGGAAACUACCAGAGAGCCUGCAGUACAGGUACUGACCUCCUGGGUGUGCCAGGACUCAAGCUCCCACAGGGCCAGAUACAUCUUUUGUGGGCCCCAGUACCUAGACUGUUGCCACGCCCAAGCCCCCUGCCCCGCCAAUCUCUUCCCUCCAGAGACUCACACAGCAGAGGUGGCGUGGAAAAGGGCACCCACUGGCAAAAACCAAAGUCAGUGCUUGAGGGCUGCAGGGGUUUCAAUGCUAACCGAUCAGAAAAAGCUUUUUGCAGAGAGCUGCUUGCUGGUCACAAGAACACAGUCAGAUUUUGGUGCUUGCUCCUCAGGCACCCCAGCACAUGCAGCUGCUGAGAGGGCUGGCAGGGGGCUCAGGAACUACAGCCAGAGAGCAGAGCAGGGCUUAAGCAGCUGCUCUGCAGGGAGGGGAACAUCAGAGGUCCCAGUUCAGCAUGACUGGGGAGGAGGGAUGAUCCGCAACACCCUGGCUUCUUCCCUUCCCUUCAGGACAGCCACUUGCUCCCUGCUCCACUCUGUGACCCUUGCAGCCCACUCUGGGCUGCAUGUGCAGGGGCGCCUGGGCACUGUCAGGGUGGCAAGUGGCAACCAACCCCAAAACCUCCUGUAGCUUCCUAUAGUGGUGCUGCCAGCUCCUCAUUGCUGCUGAGCUUGGCCAGAGCAGGAGCAAAGCUGACAGGUAGGUGUGGGGGGGGUGCUGGGAGGUGUGGGGGCCCAAAGGCCAGCUGGGGCUAUGCUGGCUGGCUGGCAAGCAGCUGCUCCCUGGGUGGACAUGAGGGGGCUGCAGGAUGGAGGGCUGCCCCCAGCUGUCUAGUGCUGGGGCAAAGGCCUAGGAGGGAUGGUUUCAGCUCUGGCUUUGGGACUAGGGGGGCCACUUGCCAGCAACAUGCAGAGAGCUGUUCUCAGCCUGCUGAUGUUACAGGUGUGUCCAUCCCUCUGUAGUCACUCUGCAGAAGAUCUGUCCCCAGUGCUUGCUGCCUCAUUGGGGUCAUUCUGGAUCAUACUUGUUCCGCCCAUCACACUCAUCCCUUUCCAUGUGAUGGAAAACAGUUGGAUUCCAGGCACACCCCAUUGCCCUGGCACAACCAAACCCUGA
Molecule: messenger RNA, 3997 nt
Organism: Pelodiscus sinensis (Chinese soft-shelled turtle)
Lineage: Eukaryota; Metazoa; Chordata; Testudines; Trionychidae
Source: RefSeq, a predicted model, not a curated record